AUGGCGGAUGGUUGCUUUGAUUUACCCGUAGAGGACGAUUUCUUCCUUGAUCUCGAUCUUUCAGUUUUCACUGACGACUCUGCAAGUCCGUUUAUCGGAGAGAUCGAGAGCCUUUUGAUGAACGAUGAGAAUCACGACCAGCAGAAUUUUCCGGAUUUGGAUCACCAAUCGGUUUCAGACUUCCUUGAGGAUUUACUCGUCGAUUAUACCUCAAGCGAUCCGCCGACCGAUAAAGUUUCAGAUCUAACAGUCGUCGAUUCUCCCACCGUUGGUUCUGAUUCCGACGGAAUUGUCACCGGAAAGGAAGCUCAGGGAUCCAAUGAUUACGGGAAGGAAGCUGCGGAAUUAUUGGUUGAGAAGAAGUCGGAGUCGCCGAAUGAUUCCGGAAGUGAGAGUCAGGAUGGUGGUGAGAUUGAAGGGAACGAUGAUGCUGUAGCCAAGAAAAGAAGAAGGCGACUUAGAAAUAGAGAUGCUGCGGUUAGAUCGAGAGAGAGGAAGAAGGAGUAUGUGAAGGAUCUAGAGACGAAGAGUAAGUAUCUCGAAAGAGAAUGCAUGAGGCUCGGGCGGAUACUCGAUUGUUUCGCCGCAGAAAACCAGUCUCUUCGUCUCUGUUUACAAAAGGGUGGCAAUAACAAUGCUCCCAUGACCAUGCAGGAGUCUGCUGUGCUCUUGUUGGAAUCCCUGCUGUUGGGUUCCCUGCUAUGGUACCUGGGAGACAUCAUUUGCCAAUUCCCUCAGCCCCACACAAAGAGUUGGUUCGUCCAGUCUGUGGAAACCGACGAACCAGAAAGGUUGGUUCAAAGCGGGCAAGGGAGUAGCAUACCAUUAAAAUCUAAAAAUUGGAAGAGUCGGAGGUGCAAGGGUUCAAGGCCGAGGAUGAAACAACAAGUCUUGACACUUGUGGCGUGA
Molecule: messenger RNA, 909 nt
Organism: Arabis nemorensis
Lineage: Eukaryota; Viridiplantae; Streptophyta; Magnoliopsida; Brassicales; Brassicaceae
Source: the annotation of a GenBank genome assembly